Messenger RNA from Juglans microcarpa x Juglans regia, 2609 nucleotides. Its product is annotated as protein SDA1 homolog. The record is from RefSeq and is a predicted model, not a curated record. The transcript has 15 exons. Gene Ontology annotation, cellular component: nucleolus. NCBI's taxonomy places the organism in Eukaryota, Viridiplantae, Streptophyta, Magnoliopsida, Fagales, Juglandaceae. Gene Ontology annotation, biological process: ribosomal large subunit biogenesis; ribosomal large subunit export from nucleus. The coding region runs from base 64 to 2505 and encodes 813 amino acids.
UUUCUUCACUUUAAACCCCCCAAAAACCGAAGCAACUUUUCUCAAUCGCAAAACCAACGCCUCAUGGCUUCUCAGCGGCCCGGUGUUUCUCCUGAGCCACUCUCAGCCUCGGGACGUAGUUCCGAUAGGCUUAGCCUCCCGACGCUUCAAUCCAAGAUGAAGUCCGACCCAGAAGGGUACGAGUCAGAGCUCGUCCUCAUCUACAACCAAUUCAAAUCCUCCCUGGAACUCUUCCAGCAACAAGCUGCGCUCAACUUCACCUCCAUCACCGGCAUCGCCACCGACCCCUCUGUAGCCAAAGACCUCGGCGAUAGGGCCAUGCUCUUGGCCCACGUCACACCGUUUUAUCCUCAACACCUUGCCGAUUUCCCCAAGCAACUCUCCCAUUUCCUAGCCUCCUCCGCGUGCUCGCUGCCCUCAGGUCUGAGGUGUCAUAUCGUUCAAUCGCUGAUUCUCCUUGCUAAUAGGAAGAUGGUUGAUAUUGGGGACACCCUAGCUUUGUUCAUGGAGCUACAGACUAUGGGCGAUAGGGCUUUAAGAAAAUUGGCAUUCUCUCAUGUUGUUCAUAGCAUCAGGCGAAUGAAUCAGAAGCAUAAGAACGAGGUUAAGAAUCGUCCGCUUCAAAAUAUCUUGUUUUCACUGCUUCAGCAAGAGGAUGAAGCAAAAGCCAAGAGAUCGCUUAUCACCCUAUGUGAGCUUCACCGAAGAAGAGUUUGGUUUGAUGAUAGAACAGCAGAUGCAAUUUGUACUGCAUGUUUUCAUUCUUCAUCAAGGAUCAUGAUUUCUGCUCUGUCAUUUCUCCUUGAUUUUGAGAAGAUUCAAGACGAAGAUGAUAGUGAUGCUUCAAGCAGUGAAGAUGACUUGAGUCCUCAAGUGCCUCGAGCUGUCCUUUGUAAAGAGGCUGUUUAUAAGGCACACCAUAAAGGAACAGUUUCGAGCAAGAAGAAAAAGCAAGCGAAAAUACAGCGUGCAAUUCGUAGCAUGAAAAGACAGCAACGCUUAUCAUCAGAAAAAACGAAUUCAAACUAUUAUUCACCACUUAGCCAUCUUAGGGAUGCACAGGGAUUUGCUGAGAAGUUAUUCUCUCGUCUUCAAACAUGCAAUGAACGUUUUGAGGUUAAGAUGAUGAUAUUAAAAGUAGUAGCACGAACAAUUGGGCUUCAUCGCUUGAUUCUGCUAAAUUUUUAUCCUUUUCUUGAGAAAUAUGUUCAGCCCCAUCAACGUGAUAUCACAAAUUUACUUGCAGCAGCAGUUCAGGCGUGCCAUGACAUGGUGCCACCUGAUGCAGUUGAAUCACUGUUCAAACAGAUAGUAAAUCUUUUUGUCCAUGAUCGUUCACGUCCAGAGGUCAUUGCUGUUGGGCUGAAUGUAAUACGGGAGAUAUGUUUACGCAUGCCGUUGUUGAUGACGGAAGAUCUGCUGCAAGAUCUUGUGUUAUACAAGAAAUCACAUGAGAAGGCAGUUUCGGUUGCAGCUCGUUCACUGAUUACAUUAUUUAGGGAGGUUUGCCCCUCACUGCUAGUCAAGAAGGAUCGUGGGCGUCCUACCGACCCUAAGGCAAGGCCAAAAGCUUAUGGAGAAGUUGAUGUUCUCAGCAAUGUUCCUGGUGUUGAGUUAUUACAAAAUGAUGAGAACAAUGCUGUUAGUGAUACCGAUGGAUCCACAUUCAGUGAUUCUGUUGAUGGCCAUGAUAGUGAUGGGAUUGCUGCUGGUAGUGAUGAUGAAGAGAACCGGCUGUGCAAUGAUAUUAUUGGAAGUGAAGAUGAUGAAUUAGAAGCUGAAUCUGACGAUGGUGAGAGCAGUAUUUAUUAUGAUGAUAGUGAUGUGGGGACUGAUGAUGAUGAUGAAGAAGAGGACGAGGAAGAGGAAGAGCACAUGAAGGCUGUAGAGGAGAAUGUGCAUGAAGAAAUGAAUGGUUCUGAUACAACUAACCCUGACAUCAGGGACAGCAAAACUGGAGGAAGUGAAUCUAAUGCAAAAAAGAGGAACUUAUCUGAUUUUGACGGACAAUUGCUUGCUGCUGAUGCAAGUCUUCGAGCUCUAAAGAGAUUGGCAGGAGUGACAAUGGGGUGUAUCCCAUCAGAGUCAACCGAUGGAAUUCUUUCUAACGAGGAUUUCCAAAGGAUCAAGGAGCUGAAGGCAAAGAAGGAAGCAAAAAUGGCUUUAGCUCAGCAUGGGUUAUUACGAAAGGGUAUCCCAAGUUCUGAUCAAUUGAGUGUUAAACGGGUGGAUCCUGCCAAGCUUGAAGCUCAUGUGCGAAAAAGGUUGAGCAAGGAGGAGAGAUUAGCAUUGGUGAGGGAGGGGAGGGAGGAAAGAGGGAAGUUCCAGGCUCGAACUGCUGUAAAACAGAAAAAGACUGGUGGUCUGAGCAAUAGGCAGAAGGAGCACAAGAAGGCUAUGCCCCUGGCUGCAAAGAAAGCCAAGGUAGCAAGAUCUCGACAAGAGAAGAAGAAAAAACAGCAGCGUUCUGGCAAACAGUUCCGGGGGAAGAAAGCAUGGAAAUGACCAGGAACAUAUCUAUAUUUGCUUUUUCCACCAUAUCAUAUAUGAUUUUUUUUUUUUUUUGACAUUUUUUCAAGUGAAAAUGGAUCCUUGAGUUCCAAUUUAAA